This is a messenger RNA of Silurus meridionalis, 2724 nucleotides long. RefSeq names its product von Willebrand factor A domain-containing protein 5A-like. The transcript is spliced from 25 exons. NCBI's taxonomy places the organism in Eukaryota, Metazoa, Chordata, Actinopteri, Siluriformes, Siluridae. The record is from RefSeq and is a predicted model, not a curated record. Bases 210 to 2597 code for a protein of 795 amino acids.
GCACUGAAGGGGAAACGUCCCUACACUGAAUUAUCCUGAACGACAGCGUCGAAAUCUAAAAACAACAAACUCGAGUUUGAUGACGAGGCGCGAGUGAGAGACGGACAGCACUGUGACGUACAGUUCCAACAGCUUUAAUAUAAACUUCCUUACUACAGGCGGCUACUGACUUUCAACAGUCUUGUAUUAAAAUUGAAAAAAAGAAGAAAAUGAACUGUGGCUUGCUGACAAACAAGAAUGAGCCAGUUCCACUGAAGCACAUUGAGGUGGAUCUGCAGGUUCAUGGGCAUGUAGGGAUGGUGACCUCCACCUUGCAGUAUGUAAACGAGGAAAAGAGUCCCCUGGAGGCUGUGUUUGUUUUCCCCAUGCCUUCAGGUGCUGCUCUCUGCCAAUUCAGUGCAAAGAUAGCAGACAAGGAGAUAGUGGCUGAGGUGCAGGAGAAACAAGAGGCACGGGAGCAGUACGAUGAUGCACUGAGUUCAGGUGAAGAAGCCUUUUUGCUGGAGGAGAGUGAGGAGUCUGUGGAUGUGUUUAAGCUGAGUGUGGGCUCUCUGCCCCCGGGUCAGAGUGCUGCUGUCACCUUCAUCUAUAUCAUUGAGCUGAGUGUUCAGGCUGAUCAUUCACUGCAAUUCUGCCUGCCUGCAGUGCUUAACCCCCGCUAUACACCAGCUGGUACCGGUGGUGGUAUAGUUUCAGAGAUAACAUCAAGUUCUACUGCUAUUCCCUAUUCUCUCUCUUUUACUGCACAUGUGAGCUCUCCAAACCCCAUCACUAAAGUGGAGUCGAAAUGUUCUCUAGAGCCCCUGAUGUUCCUAAACACAGAUCACACAAAUGCAAAGGUAAGCCUUUGUGCAGGUCAUAAGUUUGACCAAGAUGUUGAGCUGAAUCUGUAUUAUCAGAAUCCUCAUCAGCUCACUGCUAUAGUGGAGGCUGGAGCUCCUACAGCAGAGCCAGGGACUCUCAUGGGAGACCCUGUGGUAAUGGUCAGUUUCUAUCCUGAGUUUCCUGAGUCAGUAAUGUCCUCUGUGUCAUCGUGUGGUGAGUUUGUGUUUGUUAUGGACAGAUCUGGCAGUAUGAGCUGCAGCAUGCACAAUGGACCAGGUGCACAAGAACGCAUUGUGUGCGCCAGGGACACUCUGCUCCUGCUGCUGAAGAGUCUCCCUAUGGGCUGUUACUUCAAUAUUUAUGGCUUUGGCUCUCACUAUGAAUCCUUCUUUCCGAAAAGUGUACAAUACAGUCAGGACACUAUGGAGCAGGCUGUGAGGAAGGUAAAGGAGAUGGGAGCAGACAUGGGGGGUACAGAGAUUCUGCAACCUCUGGAACACAUAUACAAACAACCUUGUAUUCCCAACCACCCACGGCAGCUGUUCAUAUUCACAGAUGGUGAAGUAGGAAACACCAAAGAUGUUCUUCAGUGUGUGAGGAGCAAUGCUGAUUUCCACAGAUGCUUCUCAUUUGGGAUUGGUGAAGGUGCAAGUUCUGCCCUCAUUAGAGGAUUAGCUGAGGACAGCUGUGGACACGCCCAGUUCAUCACAGGAACUGAGCGCAUGCAGGCCAAAGUAAUGCAGUCUCUCCGCUAUGCUUUACAACCAGCAGUGAUUGAUAUCACUGAGGAUUGGAAAGGUGUGUCUUGCACCCGUCUGAGCUCUGCAAUUACUUCACUUUUCCAUGGCCAAAGAGCACUGAUUUAUGCUCAAUUGAAAGGAGAGGAUUGUCAGAAACCAGAUGCAAAGGGAAAAAUAACAAUAAGGUACCACCUAGGAGGUCAAGAGGUCUCAAACACUGUUGACUUCUCCUUGAUGCCUGCUGAGAAAAGCAGGCUGGCGAUCCACAGGCUGGGCGCCCGCUCUCUGAUCCGCUCUCUGGAAAGGGAUGCUCAAGAUGAAGGGGCUGAUAAAGAGGCUCUGAAGACCAGAGUGGUGGAACUAAGUAAGCAGUCUGGAGUGAGCAGCUCACACACGGCCUUUAUAGCUGUCCAUAAGGGUAGUGGACAAGCUAUGAAGCAACCAGUGGUCAAGAGAAGAAUUCCUACCCCAAUGCUCAUGAUGGCAUGUUCAAUGAAAUCUUCCCGGCUCAUGGCUGCUCCAAUGGCUUCAAGACGGCUCAUGGCUGCACCAAUGGCUUUAGGACGGUGUAUGGCUGCACCAGUGAACUCUUUUUGUUGUGCUAUGGUUCCCGAUUUACCAACGAAUGCUCUAGGUGCUUCAGAUUAUGCUAUGGUAGAGUGUGAUGGAGGUUUUGACAUAAACCCAGAAUCUCUUGAGGUUCCAAAGGACCCAUUGUUGCAGCUUAUCUCCCUCCAGAAGGCUUCAGGUUGCUGGGAAAUGGAGGCUGAACUGGCAGAGGUGUUUGGGAGGACAGAAAAAGACCUGAAUGGGCAGAUUCCUGCACAGGUGAAGCCAGAUGUCUGGGCUACACUUCUGGCUCUGAUUUGGUUGCAUGGCUUUAAGAUCGAUGCACAGGUUGAGUGGCAGUUUUUGGCCAUGAAAGCAGUGGCGUGGAUCCGCAGUCAGAAAGUGGUCAACCAGUCAGCCUGUGUACAAGCAGGUAAUGCUCUACUGGGUUGUCAAAUUAAAGAAGAUGCACUUGGGCUCUGAAGAUUUCACCCUCUUCCACACAGAAGCCUUGGCAUCUUUUCUCUUUUCUUCUGUAAUUUCUUAACAUCAUAUAAGAUGGUGAUGGCAUCUGAAUAACCAGUAUAACAAUAAAACUAUAGAAACCUGA